Ceratotherium simum simum (southern white rhinoceros) is the source of this 646-nucleotide messenger RNA. RefSeq names its product hemoglobin subunit epsilon. The record is from RefSeq and is a predicted model, not a curated record. Gene Ontology annotation, molecular function: organic acid binding; heme binding; haptoglobin binding. Gene Ontology annotation, biological process: oxygen transport; hydrogen peroxide catabolic process. Gene Ontology annotation, cellular component: hemoglobin complex; blood microparticle; haptoglobin-hemoglobin complex. NCBI's taxonomy places the organism in Eukaryota, Metazoa, Chordata, Mammalia, Perissodactyla, Rhinocerotidae.
GGCCACACAUUCCAGCAGCAGCACAUACCUGCUUCUGACACCUCUGUGAUCAUCUGCAAGCUCCCAGACCUGACAUCAUGGUGCAUUUUACUGGUGAGGAGAAGGCUGUCAUCACUAGCAUGUGGGGCAAAGUGAAUGUGGAAGAUGCUGGAGGCGAGGCCCUUGGCAGGCUCUUGGUCGUCUACCCCUGGACCCAGAGGUUUUUUGACACCUUUGGCAACCUGUCCUCUUCCUCCGCCAUAAUGGGCAACCCCAAAGUCAAGGCCCAUGGCAAGAAGGUGCUGACCUCUUUUGGAGAUGCUAUUAAGAACAUGGACAACCUCAAGGGCACCUUUGCUAAGCUGAGUGAGCUACAUUGUGACAAGCUGCACGUGGAUCCUGAGAACUUCAGACUCCUGGGCAACGUGCUGGUGAUUAUCCUGGCUUCUCAUUUUGGCAAGGAAUUCACCCCUGAUGUGCAGGCUGCUUGGCAGAAGCUGGUCGCUGGGGUUGCCAACGCUCUGGCCCACAAGUACCACUGAGUCCUCUUUCCAGGUCACCAGCGCCCUUUUGUUUCCCCUCCUUCUGCACAUGGAGACUGGAGUUUGGCCUUGAGAACACAGCUUCCGUGUAAUAAAGUACAUUCUAUUCAGCAAUCAGAAAUUAA